Messenger RNA from Xenia sp. Carnegie-2017, 1583 nucleotides. Its product is annotated as dolichyl pyrophosphate Man9GlcNAc2 alpha-1,3-glucosyltransferase-like. Lineage: Eukaryota; Metazoa; Cnidaria; Anthozoa; Malacalcyonacea; Xeniidae. Gene Ontology annotation, biological process: protein N-linked glycosylation. The record is from RefSeq and is a predicted model, not a curated record. Gene Ontology annotation, molecular function: dolichyl pyrophosphate Man9GlcNAc2 alpha-1,3-glucosyltransferase activity. The transcript is spliced from 15 exons. Gene Ontology annotation, cellular component: endoplasmic reticulum membrane. Bases 135 to 1490 code for a protein of 451 amino acids.
CUGAAAAAGAAAGUGCACAAAAAGAAAUCGAACGUUAUGAUUGUUGGUUUUUUCAACGUAUUUGUGUACUUAUUGCAUUAUUCGUAAGAUUUUGUGUAUCACUGAGCCCGUAUUCAGGUUAUGGUAAACCACCGAUGUAUGGUGAUUAUGAAGCACAACGUCAUUGGAUGGAAAUAACAUAUAAUUUGCCUAUUAAAAAUUGGUAUGUCAAUUCAACUUUUAAUGAUCUGCAGUAUUGGGGCUUGGAUUAUCCACCAUUAACUGCCUAUCACAGUUGGUUUUGUGGUUUUAUUGCAUAUAAAAUUAAUCCAGAUUGGGUUAGGUUAAAGACAUCUCAAGGAUAUGAAAGUUCUGACCAUAAACGGUUCAUGAGAUAUACUGUGUUGGCUGCUGAUUUGUUGAUUUAUUUUCCUGCGGCAUAUGCUUUUUGCUCAAUAUUUUACAAGAAAUAUUCAAAAUUAUCUCAGAUAUCAAUAUUUUUCUCAUUGCUCUUGCAACCUGGACUGAUACUUAUUGAUCAUGGCCAUUUUCAGUAUAACUGCAUAAGUUUAGGUCUUGCACUAUGGGCUGUUGUGUUAGUGAUCGAGAAUAACGAUGUGCUUGGCUCAGUCAUGUUUUGUUUGGCUCUAAACUACAAACAAAUGGAACUUUAUCAUGCCUUACCAUUCUUCAGUUUUUUAUUGGGAAAAGCUUUGAAGGAAAUAUCUUGGUUUAAAAUAUUUUACAAAAUAUUUUGUCUUGGAAUAACAGUUAUAAUAACGUUUGCAAUAUGUUGGCUUCCAUUUUUACUUGAUGUUCAACUUGCAUCUCAAGUUCUUCAUCGAUUAUUUCCAUUUGCUCGGGGACUGUAUGAGGAUAAAGUAGCCAACGUCUGGUGUUCUUUAUCAAUUUUUGUAAAGUUGAAGAAUUUAUUUUCUCAAUCAACUUUAUUGGCAAUUUGUGGCAGUUCAACCCUGUUUCUACUUCUCCCAUCUAAUAUCAUGUUGGCCUUUUGUCCUUCAUCGAAAUCGUUCUUGUUGUCUCUUGUAAAUUCCUCUUUGGUUUUCUUCCUUUUUUCAUUUCAAGUCCAUGAAAAAUCUAUUUUGUUGGCUGCAUUACCUGCGAGCCUCUUAAUAUCUUUUCAGCCUGUACAAACUACAUGGUUCUUAUUCGUAGCAUGUUUUAGUAUGACACCUUUGUUGGAAAAAGAUGGGCUCCUUUUAGCUUACAUUCCGUGUAUGAUGAUAUUUCUUUUCGCAAACUUCAGUUUUCAUGAGGAUUUUAAAAAAGAUAAUACUUCAAAGUACAUGUUUAUCUUGUCAAUAUCUAGCGGAAUUUUUCUCCACUUUUCAAGUCAUACUAUUAAUCCUCCACCAAAAUAUCCAGACAUAUUUCCUUUACUUAUUUCGAUUUUUUCGUGUGGACAUUUCUUGUUGUAUUUAAUUUACAAUUAUUAUUUACAGUAUCAAGAAUUUCGUUAUGAUUUAUCCCUUAGUAAAAAAAUGUCAUAAAAUAGUCGUAUAUUUCAAAUUCAAGAACUCUUAUAAAGAAUGUCAAUUUUAUUAUAAUUAUACAAUAAAUACUUUUCUUGUCUUUACUGGUAA